Dujonia railenensis is the source of this 864-nucleotide messenger RNA. NCBI's taxonomy places the organism in Eukaryota, Fungi, Ascomycota, Pichiomycetes, Serinales, Debaryomycetaceae. The record is from the annotation of a GenBank genome assembly.
AUGGAGUUGCAAGAAGCGCCAAACUCGCUCAAAAACGUUAGGCAUAUUAUUCUUAUCCUUUCUGGGAAAGGAGGGGUAGGAAAGUCUUCAGUAACGACCCAGACUGCCCUCUCUUUAGUCAAUCAAGGGUUUAACGUUGGUGUGCUAGACAUUGAUUUGACGGGACCCUCGUUGCCUCGUAUGUUUGGUGUGGAAUCCAAGCAGGUUCACCAGUCGACGUUAGGGUGGGUUCCUGUGUCUGUAUACAACGAUCCUGCUAGUCCUAGGGGCAACUUAUCGCUCAUGUCCUUGGGUUUCCUCUUGGGCAAUCGUAACAAUUCAGUAGUCUGGAGAGGGCCAAAGAAGACUGCCAUGAUAAGACAGUUUUUGAAAGAUGUAGUAUGGGGAACGGACGAUAUUCCGCUUGACUAUCUUCUCAUUGAUACUCCACCGGGAACUUCUGACGAGCACAUAGCUAUUGCCGAAGAGCUCCGUUGGGCACAGCCAGAUGGUGCCAUGAUAGUGACCACCCCACAACAAGUUUCUACUGCAGAUGUCAGAAAAGAGAUCAAUUUUUGUAAGAAAGUGGGAUUCAAUGUCUUGGGGAUAGUCGAGAACAUGAGUGGUUUCAUAUGUCCUCACUGUUCAGAGUGUACAGACAUCUUCCUGAGUGGAGGUGGAAAGCUCUUGAGUGAACAGCUUGACAUAGAAUUCCUUGGGAACGUCCCUAUAGACCCCACGUUUGUGGAGAUGGUCGAAACCCAAAACAAUGAUGUGAACGAGAAGAAAUUGGUGAGCUUGUAUGAUAAGAGUGAAUUAAAGCCGAUCAUGGCGGAGAUUGUAGCCAAGGUGGUUAACAAGAAUUUACCUUCGAGGCUUCAAUGA